AUUUAAGGUUAUGUGUUAUGUGAUUUUGAUUGUUAUAAAAACUAGGGCGCUUCUGCAAAAAUUAUAGAAAAUUCCAAUUUUUUCAGUUCAAUUAAACAACCUGGUUAUAAAAAUGUCUUACCUAAGUACCAAAAUAUCUAGUUUAGUGGUAAGUUUAAGCUCAAAUGCUUUUAACAGAGCAUUACUCGUCCCCAGCUGCGAUUUCUUGCAAGUGAGGAGUUAUGCUGCACGAAAGGGCACCAGAGAAAGAAAGAAGAAGGCCAAAGUUAAGGUGGAAAUUCAAAAAGUUGGAUUUAUUCCACAUAAUUUGAGAGAGAGAGAAAAAAUGUUAGCUUCAAGAGGAUCAAGAAAGUUCGACGAUUCAUGGAAGAAAGACCCCAUUGACGAUGUUUACGCAAUGAAAUACUACAAAUGGACGGUUCAUCCAUUUGCAGAUGCAGUAAAAGCCCAUAGGGAAACUCAUCAUGCUGAAAUCUACAAUAAGCCUCAGUCGGAACUGUUCGCCACUAUUGAAUUGAAUAUGCAAGGAGAGAAAAAAACUCGUUUCGUGGACAAUUUCAAAAGAAUAGCUGCCAUUCCUCAUAAAUUUGACCAUGGCGAGGAGAGGACUAUCAUUGCUUUCGCAAAAACUUUGGAAAGCCAAAAGGAAGCUUCUGAUGCAGGAGCUCAACUUGCAGGAGGAGCUGAACUUGUUAAACAAAUUCAAAAUGGAAAAGUUUUACUUCAAGAUUUCCAACAUAUUAUAGCCCAUCCUGAUAUAUUGCCUGAAUUGGUAGUGUUAAGAGGUGUAAUGAAAAGGAGGUUCCCUAACCCCAGAAACGGUACAUUAGACAUUGAUUUAAAGCUAGUAGUCGAUAGAUAUUUACAUGGAAUUAGUUAUCAGGCGGUCAAGGACGAGUAUGAGAAGGAUUUCGGACAAAUUGUCGCUGUUUUGGGAACUGAUUCUAAUAGCUGGAUGCAUAUUUUAGUGAAUGGCGAACACCUUUCUAAUGGGGACCAGAUGACUAGAAAAAGAAAUUCUUAUACAAAUGUGACAUCGAACACCUUGAAUUAA
Molecule: messenger RNA, 1054 nt
Organism: Ceutorhynchus assimilis (cabbage seed weevil)
Lineage: Eukaryota; Metazoa; Arthropoda; Insecta; Coleoptera; Curculionidae
Source: the annotation of a GenBank genome assembly